AUGGCUUUCCCCCCAAACCCAGAAAAUGGGGGGAUUUAUGUGAUAUAUACACCGUCUUUCGCGAUAUCCCGUGAACCGGGUUUCGGGUUUCCUAUAAGGGAGGGAAUGCCCGUUUCGUUGAAAUGCGACGUCGAUGCGAACCCCAAGGCGGCGCCCAUCUGGCAGAAGGAUGACACGGAUCCACCGGUUCAGCAGACGCCUGACGGAUUCCUCAACUUCACCGAGAUACGCAGGGAGCACAGCGGAUGGUACAAGUGCAUCUCCAGGCAUCUUCUCGGAAGAUUCUCCAGCAUCGGAUACUUCCUCAAUGUCAGAUAUGACAUGGAAGUCACUCAGGAGCCGGACUUCGACAUCGGCGAGCUGAGCUCCACUGGGAGACAAUUAGAGGUGGCCCUCGGAGGAGCCGUCCAACUCGCCUGCCCCCCAGGUCGGUAA
Molecule: messenger RNA, 435 nt
Organism: Nicrophorus vespilloides
Lineage: Eukaryota; Metazoa; Arthropoda; Insecta; Coleoptera; Silphidae
Product: cell adhesion molecule 3-like
Exons: 3
Coding region: 1-435 (144 amino acids)
Biological process (GO): cell-cell adhesion
Cellular component (GO): cell-cell junction
Molecular function (GO): cell adhesion molecule binding
Source: RefSeq, a predicted model, not a curated record